This is a messenger RNA of Aspergillus melleus, 450 nucleotides long. RefSeq lists its product as uncharacterized. Gene Ontology annotation, molecular function: sucrose:proton symporter activity. The record is from RefSeq and is a predicted model, not a curated record. The coding region runs from base 1 to 450 and encodes 149 amino acids. Gene Ontology annotation, cellular component: membrane. The transcript is spliced from 5 exons. Lineage: Eukaryota; Fungi; Ascomycota; Eurotiomycetes; Eurotiales; Aspergillaceae.
AUGGCGCUGUUGACUUUCAGCUUGGUGGGAUUACAGUUUACCUGGGGCAUUGAAAUGACCUAUUGCACGCCGUACCUACUUCAGCUCGGUCUCACCAAGUCGAAAACCUCGCUCGUCUGGAUUGCCGGUCCUCUAUCGGGAUUGAUCAUACAACCGCUGAUCGGUGUUAUUGCAGACCGAUCGCGAUCAAAAUGGGGGCGACGGAGGCCAUUCAUGGUGGUGGGUUCAUUUGUUGUCACAUUGUGUUUGCUGGUUCUGGGGUGGACCUCGGAGAUUGUCGGAGUGUUCGUCAAAGAUACAGAGAAGGCUAAAAAUGCGACGAUCGCUCUGGCGGUUCUUAGUAUUUACGCCGUAGAUUUCGCGAUCAACGUUGUCCAAGCAUGCUGUCGCAGCUUGAUUGUCGAUACAUUGCCUAUUCCCCAGCAGCAAGCUGGGUCGGCAUGGGGUUAG